Molecule: messenger RNA, 2475 nt
Organism: Arvicola amphibius (Eurasian water vole)
Lineage: Eukaryota; Metazoa; Chordata; Mammalia; Rodentia; Cricetidae
Gene: Fcrl5
Product: Fc receptor like 5
Exons: 9
Coding region: 246-1583 (445 amino acids)
Biological process (GO): cell surface receptor signaling pathway
Molecular function (GO): transmembrane signaling receptor activity
Source: RefSeq, a predicted model, not a curated record
GGAAGGAAAGAGGGGGAAAGACAGGGAAAGGAGAAAGGAGAGACAAAGACAGUUUUCUAGAACUUCAAGCUUCACCAUAUCCAGUUGUCUUCAAUAUACUAGCUCUGGCAUAACUUUAUAAAUUAUGCCAGAAACUUAAAAAAAUAAGUUAAUGAGAUCUAAGCCACGAUCUGGAAGCUGAUGUCAUCACAUAGGCUUAGGGUGUACCAGAAGGAGCAGGAUGGGUUCACAGCAAAGAGAAACUCAUGGCUAUGAGGGAGGUGAUAGGAGAUGUUGUAUGUUCUUCUGACCAUGAAUAUUGCCCUGGAGUUUAUGUGUAUAUCUUCUCUCUAGAGUUGUUUCCAUACCCUGUGCUAGAAGUCAGUCCUUCCCGUCCUAUAGAAGGGCAUUCCAUGACCCUGACCUGCAAGACCCAGCUCCUUGCACAGAGGCCAGAUAGCCAGUUCCGCUUCUGCUUCUUUAGUGAUGGCAAGUUUCUUGGGUCAGGCUGCAGCAGCUCCCCAAAGCUUCAGUUCCCAGCCAUAUGGAGGAAAAACCCAGAGGUUUACCGGUGCAUGGCAGAAGAAACAAUUUACAAUAAAAGAAAGUGGAGUCUGCCAAUCAAGAUACCCGUGCAGAGAAUCCCUGUCUCUGAUGUGAGCUUGGAGACACGGCCCACUGGGGGACGGGUGAUGGAGGGAAACAAACUGGUCCUCAUCUGCUCAGUUGUUAAUGCCACUGGAAACAUAACGUAUCUCUGGUACAGAGGGGCACUGGGCUCCAACCUGGAAACAAAGACACAGCAUUCACUGUCAGCAGAGUUUGAGAUCACUGAAGUGAAGAGAAGGGAUGCUGAGCAGUACUACUGUGCAGCUGACAAUGGCUACGGCCCUGUUCUCAGCGAGCUGGUGAGCAUCACUGUCAGAGUUCCAGUGUCUCGCCCUGUCCUUACCUUUGAGGACUCUGGAAUUCAGGCUGUGCUGGGGGACCUGGUGGAGCUUCACUGUGAAGCCCUGAGAGGCUCUCCCCCAAUCUUCUACCAGUUCUAUCACGAGAAUGUCAUUCUGGGGAACAGCUCAGCUCCCUCUGGAGGAGGAGCAUCCUUUAACUUGUCCCUGACUGCAGAAAAUUCUGGAAACUACUACUGUGAGGCCAACAAUGGCCAGGGUGCCCAACGCAGUGAGGUGGUGACUCUCAACAUACCAGUGCCUAUUGAACCUAGAAGCAAUCUCACCUUAGGAAUCACUGCAUGGCUGCUUGGCUGUCUUGGCCUCAUCACCAUGGCCCUAAUAUUUUGCUACUGGAUCAAGAGAAAAGUAGGAAGACAGUUGGAUGAUCCACUCAGGAGCCCUCCUAGGCCUAUGCUCCAAGAAUCCAGCUACCUCAACUCACCUGACCCAGAGCAGAUACAGUCUGUGUACGAGAACGUGAAUGUUGUACGUGGUGAUGAAAUUUACUCACUCGUGUACCAUAUCCAACAGGAGCUAGAACCAACAGCAGCCCAGCACAUGAAGACGCAUGGGGCAAGUGAGGUCUCCUCUGAAAUCUAUUCUAAGCCAAGGAAGCAAGACAUUACAUAUAUGGACUAUGAAGACACUAUAUAAAACUAUGUGAACAGCAUCUAUGCAGGCUGUGAGGAAGCCAAAGGCCUGGUAUGCACUCUGAGGAUACAGAGGAAGGAAAACUUUCCAGUAUACCUUCCCCACAUGCUUCCUUCACCUGUGCAGUGUGAAGUUGGUACAAGUCCUGAAGAAAUCACCCAGAAAAACUGACUUAGAUCCAGAAGCUGGAAGGAUCUGCUGGUGGCAUCUGCUUGUUGCCCAUUCAUUCUGGGGUGUGACAAAUCGCAUGCUACUCUUCAUUUACAAGAGGAAAGUGGUGUGAUGAAAGCCACUGAGAUCUUGGAGCAGAGGGACUUAGAGUGCACAAAGCCAGCAUCUAUGACUUUGCAGGUCUGUUGCGGCUAGAGAGCUAUGCUUCCCCUAUGCCCAUGGCCUGUCUACACUUGGAACACCUGAGUCAAUGGACUUUGAGUUAUGGCAUCAAUUUAGAAUUAAAGCACAGUUGGAAAAAAUUUACUGUGACUACACCUAAUUUUAGUGACAUAUUUUGGGUGUAUAGGCUAGUCUAAAUCCUCUCAUGAUUUUAUAAUAGUUAUUGAAAGAUUCACCAAGUUCUAAGUUUUGAAUUUUGUACAGCAUUCAGACUAAACUUUAUAAAUAUAUUUAAAUACAGUCCUUCUCUUUGAAUUGUCAAACUUUUUGAAUAUAGUCAUUUGGCUCAAAGCCUGUUUUAAUUUUAAAUCAAUUACAUAUUUGCAUUUAUAUAUUAAAACAAUUUAGAAAUAAAGUGAAAAGUAAAGUCUUUGCUAUGAGAUACCACAAAUGGCGACCACUGUGAAAACAUAUCCUGUAUUUCUCCAGAUGGUUUCUGCUUGUGCACAAACACUUGCAUAUAAAUAUAAUCAAAAGUAUAGCUACUCAAGUAGCUGAAACA